Messenger RNA from Chaetomium strumarium, 1602 nucleotides. Its product is annotated as putative methyltransferase-domain-containing protein. Bases 299 to 1348 code for a protein of 349 amino acids. Lineage: Eukaryota; Fungi; Ascomycota; Sordariomycetes; Sordariales; Chaetomiaceae. The transcript is spliced from 3 exons. The record is from RefSeq and is a predicted model, not a curated record.
AGACUGGCCCGGGACCAGGAACGUGAAGGUCCCGGAAUCCCGGAUGCUUUACCAGGGCCGGCAGCCCUCGCCGGCUUUCCGCAAGUGGUAAGGGCAGGGGAAGCAGUGCCGCAGAGGUUUCUCGACGUCUGAAACUCUGGAAAUAGUCUCAUGCCUCUUGAUGCUUCUCUUUUUCUCACACUGACCCGUCGUUCCCGGAUUUCCAUUUUUGUUUACUCACAUAUCCCUCUUUUCCUCCUUCCUCCGUUCCUAUUUUCUAGGCUCCUCAUCCGUUGGGAUCUCUUUAUUGCUCCCAGAUAUGAGGGACGUUCAGCUGCUUCCUCCACCCGAGGAAGAGCUGCCACAUCUCUGGCAGAAGCCUGCCUUCGAUGUUCUCUUUGCAUGUCUUCAGAAGCUCCGCGUCGAGCCUCGAAUCUGGAACCUACAGAUAUCCCGCGCCGAUAUCCUCAAGGCGCAGGCCGCUGUUAUUCACGACCGUCGGGAGAUCGUCUCCUUCCUGUCCACCAUCGUCAAGAGCAGCUUGCCGUGGCUUAGCAGCGAUGACGAGCGGGAGGUGAUUUGGGACGAGGCAAGCAAGCGCAUGUCGGAGCGGUGCGGUCGGACAGCUAUGGGAGAAAUCACUCGGCGCUGGCCCUUUGAGAAAGACGACUGUGGCGCCUUCAGCCUGACAAUAAGGGAGCCGCCCCUGACCGGUGACUCGCUGGGUCUCAAGACAUGGGGCUCGUCGUAUGCGCUCGCCCAACUCCUGCACGAAUUCGCCGCGGGGCCGCUGGCGCACCUGUUUCUUCCGGGCGCGAUUUCCCCGCCUGGUGAGGUUUUAGAAUUAGGAUCCGGCACGGGCCUUCUGGGACUGGCAGCCGCCUGCAUCUGGAAAACAAGCGUUGUCCUGACGGAUCUACCCACCAUCAUCCCCAAUUUGGCACACAACGCUUCCCUCAACCGGGAAGUCGUAGAAGGCCGAGGCGGCAGAGUAGACGUUGCUCCGUUAACCUGGGGUGGUGCCGAGGACGAUGUCGACCCGAUAUUCCGAGCACUGCACGGCUAUCAGCUCAUCAUCGUGGCAGACCCUCUCUACGACGACGACCAUCCUACGCUCCUGGCAACCGCGAUCGAUGAGCAACUGGCCCUGGACCCAGAUGCGCGGGUUCUUGUCAUGGUGCCGCAGAGAGAUGAGAUCACCAAGGGUCUUCUUGCGAGCCUGAAAGAUGAGAUGAUGAGCAGGCCUAACCCGCUGAUUUGCUCAGAGGAACGGAUCGUGGAUGGCCAAGACGACUGGGGCGAGCAUGACGAUGACGAGACGCAAGACGUGAGCUUCUGGUGGGGUAUCUUUGGGCGCGCGUGCAGAUAAGCCAAUGGCAUGGUCUAUGGAUGAGGAUGAAAUUGUCGUACAUGGCUGCAGACAUGACAUGUGCCCACUGUGCGCGCGUCACCGGCACGGCUGGGGCGGCGGCAUCUCCUUCGCCGACGUCAACGAUGUCAUGGCAAGUUAUGUGGAGAUGAGGACGGUCGCGGACGAGGUCUCGGUGCAGGAGCAUGACGCUACGGAUUGGCUCGUGAGCGGUCCUUUCUUUGGGCUGACCUGACUAAAUACGGGAUAGGGAA